AUGCCCCCCUUUCUGGAUUUAGCAAUAAUCCCCUCGUCACGCGGAUUCGCCCGUCCACUCUGGGUAAUCGCUACCCUCCUACAUUCCUUGCAAUUCACUUCCGACCCCGCCACCAUCGAAACCAUAAAGAAUGUCACUCAACCCUGGAUCGAGGGAAUCCGCGCCGGUACUGACCCCUCCCAUCCGGAAUACUGGGGCACCAUUGCCAACGGCGACCAGCGCAUGGUUGAAGCAGAGGUCCUAGCCUGCGCGCUGCUCUUCGCGCCCGACGCCUUCUUUCACGGCCAGGAUGAGUUGACUCAAAAGAACAUCGUUGCGUGGCUGUGCGGCAUGCACGGGAAGGACAUGCCGGUUAACAAUUGGCGGUGGUUUCGAGUGUUUGUUAACCUGGCGCUUGUGCUUGUUGCGAACGUCCCAUAUGAUGAGGUGAAAAAGCAGAUGGAUGCUGAUUUUGAGGUGCUGGAUGGGUUUUAUAUUGGGGGUGGGUGGUCGGGUGAUGGGCCGUGGUUGUCUCCUGAGGAGGAGGUAAGGGAGAGGGAGGAGGCGAUGCGCACGGGGCGAUGGGAUGCGAUAGGGUGUGGAAGGCAAGCGGAUUACUAUUCUGGGAGCUUUGCGAUCCAGUUUAGUCAGUGUCUCUUUGUCAAGUUUGCGAGCCAUUUGGACCCGGAGAGGGCGGAGAGAUAUCGAGUCCAGGCAAGGGAGUUUGGGGGAGUUUCUGGCGGAGGCGCAAUUCCCUUUGGACGCUCCCUGACCUAUCGCUUUGCAUGCGGAGGGUUCUUCGCGGCGCUGGCUGUCGCUGAUAUCCCCGACAUGCCAGACCCAUUGGCUUCCGUCAGCGCAGUCAAAGGCUUCCUGCUCAGACAUCUACGCUGGUGGGCAGCUCACUCAGCCGAUAUGUUCUACGCCGAUGGGACAAUGAACAUCGGCUACUUGUAUCCAAACAUGUACAUGGCCGAAGACUACAACUCCCCGCAAUCAGUCUACUGGAGCCUCAAGUCUCUCAUUGUCCUUCUCCUACCCGACUCGCAUCCCUUCUGGAGCACCCCAGAAGCUGCCUACCCGUCCACACAAACACCAGUGGAAAUUGUAUCUGCACCACAGCAACUCCUCUGCAACCACCCAUCCGGAGGCCACCACUUCCUCCUUAACCCCGCCCAAUUCGUUGCCUGGCCGAUGAAAGCCUCGCAGGCGAAAUACUGCAAGUUCGCGUACUCGUCCGCGUUUGCGUUUAGCGUACCCACGGGGCCACUGAUACAGCAGCUCGCGCCGGAUAGUACCCUUGCGCUGAGUCGGGAUGGGUGUGCGACCUGGGCUGUGAAGUGGAAGUGCUCGCCUGGGCAGAAUGACAGAAUCCCCGUGGCGGAGGUCGAGUGGCGGCCGUGGGUGGAUGGCGAGAUCACGGUGCGGACUACGCUUGUUCCGCCGACGGAUUGGCGGCCGGAUUGGCAUGUUAGGAUUCAUCGUAUUCGCGGCAAGGGUCUGGAGAAGUUGCAUUUGGUUGAAGGAGGGUUUGCGAUUGAGCGAGUACCGAGAGGGAAUGCGAAGACGCCUGGUGGGGAGCGGGUUCUUCCUGCCCUUGAGGGUGAGGAUUGGUUGGAUAACGAAACUGGCCUGGCGGAAGGGGUCCAUGUAUCUCAGGAUAGUGUACUCAUCCUGUCUGCAGCUGGGGCAAGUGGCAUUCGUGGGGCAGUUACCAUGGCAAGGACGGAGCAUGAGGCGCUGAAGCCGGACUCGAAUACGAAUCUCAUGGCGCCGCGGACGUUGAUUCCUGUCGUGAGACAUGGGCUGUUGGACGGUGACCGUCAGGAGGCGCUCCUGGUGACGGCGGUCUUUGCUGUUGCGACUACACAGGACCAGAGUAAGAGAAGUCUACGGGAGAGAUGGAUGGAUUAUCCACGGGGGCCAAUAGUAUCAUGCUGCAGUAGUCCUGCAUUCAGUCCUUGA
Messenger RNA from Aspergillus novofumigatus IBT 16806, 1944 nucleotides. Its product is annotated as glycoside hydrolase family 154 protein. The transcript is spliced from 5 exons. The record is from RefSeq and is a predicted model, not a curated record. NCBI's taxonomy places the organism in Eukaryota, Fungi, Ascomycota, Eurotiomycetes, Eurotiales, Aspergillaceae. Bases 1 to 1944 code for a protein of 647 amino acids.